Molecule: messenger RNA, 1531 nt
Organism: Anopheles stephensi (Asian malaria mosquito)
Lineage: Eukaryota; Metazoa; Arthropoda; Insecta; Diptera; Culicidae
Product: protein lifeguard 2-like
Exons: 4
Coding region: 719-1444 (241 amino acids)
Cellular component (GO): membrane
Source: RefSeq, a predicted model, not a curated record
UUUUGGUUUGCAAAAUCAUGCCUAACGAAUCGUUAACCCACCAUCUUAAUCCAUUCUACCAUCUUACCCGUGUUUUUGCUUCUUUUUUUACUAAAGUUUCGUUUAAGAACAAUGUAGCGAAUAUUUAAUGGGAAAACAAAAACAUUUUAGUAAUAUGACCUCAUACUACUACGCAAGUGAUUCACAACACAAAUAACCACAGAAAAGGAAAAGAGAUAGAGAAAAAAACAUUUAACACAGCAAACCAAGCAAGGCCUACUGGGUUUCGCGCACACCUGAACCAACACUGAACGAUUUGGGGAGCAUCUGUGUCGGCGAUCGUACCUAUAAGUUACUGCUUAUCGAGUUUUACGGUUUAGAGUUAUUUUGUAACAGUUGCUACAAGUUAAGCCAUCGUAAUCGAGACACACAUACAGUUUAUUGUUUAUCGCUUGCGUUGAGAGAUUAGUUUACAAAGCUUCUAAUUAGUCAGCGAGAAUAUAAAAGUGCAAAGAACGACCCUAAUCAAGCGUACUACGGUGGACAGUAUCCACAGCAGCCCGGCUACAACCCGAACUAUCCGCCACAGCAGCCCGGUUAUCCACCGCAGCAACAGCCCGGCUACCCAUCCGGUGGUUAUAUCCCCGGCUAUCCACCUCAACAGCAGCCCGGCUAUCCACCCCAGCAGCAGCCCGGCUAUCCACCUCAGCCCGGAUUCGUACAACCUCCACCACCGGGAAUGCCUAGCGCGUACGGUACCGCGUACGACCCGGAGACGGGCAGCGUGAAGGGGUUCGAGUUUAACGAUCAAUCGAUCCGGCGUGGAUUCAUCCGCAAGGUUUACUCCAUUCUCACGGCUCAACUGCUGAUCACGCUCGGCUUCAUAACGCUCUUUCUCUACCACCGACCGACGAAGCUAUGGGUCCAAAACCAUCCGGAAAUGUUUUGGAUUGCGCUCGGCGUCAUGAUUGUGACGCUGAUCUCGAUGGCCUGCUGUGGUGAUGUGCGCCGAAAGGCACCGAUGAACUUCAUUUUCCUCACGCUCUUUACACUGGCCCAAGCGUUCCUGCUCGGCGUUACUACGGCCAACUUUAGCUCGCAAGAGGUAAUGCUGGCGGUCGGCAUAACGGCAGCCGUCUGUCUCGGGCUGACACUGUUCGCGUUCCAAACCAAGUGGGACUUUACCGUGAUGGGCGGCAUCCUGUUCGUGGCCGCCCUGAUCCUGAUGCUGUUCGGGCUGAUCGCGAUCUUCUUCCCGGGCAAAACGAUUACGCUCGUGUACGCGUCGGCCGGUGCGCUGAUCUUCUCCAUCUAUCUCGUGUACGACACGCAGCUCAUGUUGGGCGGCGAGCACAAGUACUCGAUCAGCCCGGAAGAGUACAUCUUUGCCGCGCUGAACCUUUACCUGGACAUUGUGAACAUUUUCCUGUACAUCCUUACCAUCAUCGGGGCGACGCGCGAUUAAGCUGGUGGAGGUGCGCCGUUUUCGCUAUGUAUUAUGUGUGUGUGCGCGUUUUUUCUCAUUCCAUUUGCAAGCAGAAAGUCUGCAGCA